Messenger RNA from Saimiri boliviensis boliviensis (Bolivian squirrel monkey), 2546 nucleotides. RefSeq names its product titin-cap (gene TCAP). Gene Ontology annotation, biological process: detection of muscle stretch; skeletal muscle thin filament assembly; cardiac muscle tissue morphogenesis. The record is from RefSeq and is a predicted model, not a curated record. Lineage: Eukaryota; Metazoa; Chordata; Mammalia; Primates; Cebidae. Gene Ontology annotation, molecular function: protein-macromolecule adaptor activity; titin binding; titin Z domain binding. Gene Ontology annotation, cellular component: Z disc.
GGGGGUACAGGCACCUGGCAGUGCCCACAGCAAGCCUUGACUAUCUGGCUGGCGUGGAGGUGGGGCUUGAGCUUCAGGAUCUCUGAGGCACCUCUGGGAUCCCGGCCACCUGGAGCCCUGGACCUCCCAGACUCCACUCACCCAUCCCCUCUCCCUGCACCGCACUCACACCAGGGGCAGCCUGGAGCUGGAUCACAGGCUGGAGCCAGGCCACUGCGUGCCCUCCUCCCUUCUGGCUGGCCUGCCUGCUGCAGGCUUCCAGCGGUGCCAGCUUCUUUGGAGCCCCGCGAAUCCUGUCUCAGUCCUGCCUAGGUGUGUGACCCUGGGCGAAUCUACCUCUCUCAGCUUCCGCUUCCUGUUUUAUGAAAAUGGGACUGAUGUCACAGGGUUGUUACGAGAUUAAAAGAUAUGAAGAAUCGGGCACAGUGCUCAGUAAUCAAUAGUCUGCAAUUCUGCACCCAGGUGGGUGCCCAUGGGCCUGACCUUCUCCUGGGUACUCUGCUGUCCCCACGGGGUCCUGAACUCUGCCCUCGUCACCACUUUUCCCAUUGCUCUUUGCCUUGUCCACUCGGCAGGGUCCUCACUACUCAUCCCCCCCAUGCGUACCACCUAUGUGCCAGCUUCUUGCAUCAUGAGUUGCUACCCCUGGGUGCUGGGCUGUCUCCACAGCCAUCUGUCUCCCUGUUCCCCAUGAAGGAGAGCCAGACCCCUCCCAGGUGGCACAUUGGAGCUGGCAGGCUCCAGAGCUCUUCUGGUCCUCUUAUAGUGGCCAGGAAGUGUGAAAAGGGGCCCAGAGAGGGGCAGGGACUGACCCAUGGUCACACAGCCUAUGUACGGCUGAUCUAGAGCUUGAGUCAGGCCUGGCUGUCACCCAUCAGAGCCCCAGGAUUUCCAUUUCACCCAACACAGUAUUGGGGUAAAACUGGGACCCCCCUUCCCACCCCUACCGGCCUGACUUAAGAGACCACUUCUCUGACCACCAGCCAUGGGGAAGGCAAACACCUGACCAAGACUCAUGCCCCAGGGUCCCAGAUAUGGAAUUGACUUCCUCCGCCCCUGCUGGUGUGGGGAGGGUGACUGGGUCCAGGUCUUCAGUGCAGACACCUGAGGAGUGGUUGCACUGUCCCUUCUGGUUGAGGGCCACAGUCUGGGGAUGUGCCCUUGAGCCCAAGCAGAGGAGAGCACAGCCGGGGCAGGACCUGGCAGCCCUGGUACAGAGCCCAGAUGGGGCAUCAGUUCCUGCUGGUCCUGCUCAGUUUACAGACAAGCUGCUGUCCUCCCUGCAAAGGGGAGUGGGUGGGGCAGAGGGCAAGUGCCAGGGUUGCACGAGUUUGGGCAUGUGGCUGGCCUGAGACGUUGUCUGAGGAAUGUCAGGCACCUGGAGGCCUUGCCCCAAGGACCCCAGGCCGCAGACCUCUGACCAGGGGGCAGCCAGCAUCCAGUACCCCAACCCCUGCCCUAGGUCUGGUGUCCCCCCAUCAGUGAGUCUUGGCUCUGCUUAUAGCAUCUGACGCCAGAGGGGCUGAAAAUAGCCCCUGGAGAAGGGGGAGGAGGGGGCUAUUUAAAGGGCCUGGGAGGGGAGAGGGAGUGAGGAGUGAUCAUGGCUACCUCGGAGCUGAGCUGCCAGGUGUCCGAGGAGAACUGUGAGCGCCGGGAGGCCUUCUGGGCGGAAUGGAAGGAUCUGAUACUGUCCACACGGCCCGAGGAGGGCUGCUCCCUGCAUGAGGAGGACACCCAGAGACAUGAGACCUACCACCAGCAAGGGCAGUGCCAGGCGCUGGUGCAGCACUCACCCUGGCUGGUGAUGCGGAUGGGCAUCUUCGGCCGUGGGCUGCAGGAGUACCAGCUGCCCUACCAGCGGGUUCUGCCGCUGCCCAUCUUCACCCCUGCCAAGAUGGGUGCCACCAAGGAGGAGCCUGCGGACACCCCCAUCCAGCUGCAGGAGCUGCUCGCGCUGGAGACGGCUCUGGGUGGCCAGUGUGUGGACCGCCAGGAGGUGGCUGAGAUCACCAAGCAGCUGCCUCCUGUGGUGCCCGUCAGCAAGCCUGGUCCCCUUCGUCGCUCCCUGUCUCGGUCCAUGUCCCAGGAAGCACAGAGAGGCUGAGAGGGACUGUGACUUGGGCUCCAGCUGUGCCCGCCCUGGGCUGGGCCCUUCCUGGCUAGGACUGUGGAAGGGAACUGCUGGCCAUGGCUGCUUUGUAGUUUGCCGAGUUGGGGGCUAGGGGAGGAGGGAGUCAGAGGCCAGGAUGCCUGAGCCUCCUGAUUUCCCAAAGGGAGAGUGGCAGAGACGGUGGGCACUAAGGGUGGAGAGCUGGGGGCCAGCACAGCUGAGGACCCUCAGCCCCAAGAGAAGGGACAAAAGGUACUGGUGAGGGCAAGAGGUGCCUGGGAGGAGUGGCCCUGAUCCAGGAAAAAUGCCGGGAAUCUGGAACACUCUAGGCAGAAGAAGCUGGGAGGGAGGGGGAGGUGAAGAGGGCAGAGGCAAGGAUGGUGGGGCCCCCAGCACCUUAGUUAGUGCCGCAAUAAACGCUCAAUCAUGUGCCAAA